CCUUGCGUCAUGCGAGGGUGACAGUAAAAGAAGCAGGAGCCGCAAACACCGCUGUGAACGGCGAGCCACACCGACGCACUGACAGCCCAGCAUUGCACUCAAGACGUUACUGCACAGUCCAAUAGAGGAGACGCACAGAUAUGGCGGGGUUUCGCUGAGAAAGAAAAAAUAUCUAAGCAUUUAUUGUUCCUCGACGGUUUGCUCGGACGACCACCUCCUCUGCCCUUAUGUUCUUCUGUGGUGGGGAGAAAGGGCAGCGUUGAAAGACUUGGUUGAGAGCGAGAGAAAGAAGAAAGGACGAGAGUGAUUUUAAAACGGACAAUGGCGGACCGCGAUGCGCUGCCCCUUCCUUUGGAGGUGCGAGCCAGAUUAGCUGAGUUGGAGCUGGAGUUAUCGGAGGGUGAUAUCACUCAGAAAGGCUAUGAAAAGAAGAGGGCAAAACUACUCGGGGCCUACCUGCCACAGCCUCCAGGACUGGAGGCGUCGAUGGCGCACGAGCGCAGGCCUCCAAUGGGCCCCUCCUCCGCCUCCCGCUACCACCGUCGGCGCUCCUCAGGCACCCGAGACGAGCGCUACAGAUCAGACGUGCACACAGAGGCCGUGCAGGCCGCUCUGGCCAAACACAAGGAGCGCAAGAUGGCCGUGCCCAUGCCCUCCAAGCGCCGCUCGCUGGUAGUCCAGACAUCCAUGGAUGCCUACACCCCCCCAGGACUCUCUCCUCUCUCCUCUCUGCCCCCCCUGACAGACACGUCCUCGGGCUCGGAGGAGGAGGGCGGCCAGGGCGAGGGCACCCCCACCUCCAGCCAGGGCAGCGUCAGCAUGGAGCACUGGAUCAGCCGCGCCAUCCACCAGGGCUCCACCACCUCCUCCUCCUCCUCGUCCACCCAGAGUGGGGGCAGCGGGGCCGCCAGCCGGCUCGCCGACGUCCUGGCCCAGACGCACGUCGGCAAGUCAGGGCCCAUAGGGCACCUCUCGCUCAAGAGGAAAACCAUGUUCGGGGUUGCGGAGAACGGCAACUCGCUGCGUCGCUCCUGCGAGUUUGGAUCCGACCUCCUCUGGCCGCCACCCUUGGAGUCGGAUGAGAACCACUCGGCUCCUCCGGACGUCACCACCUACACCUCUGAGCUGCCGCCUCAGGUGGAGAGGCCACAGGUGUCCACCGUCCCCAGAACCACACCCAAAUACGGCAACGCCGAGCUCAUGGAGACCGGAGAUGGAGUCCCAGUGAGCAGUCGAGUGUCCGCUAAGAUCCAGCAGCUAGUGAACACCCUCAAGCAGCCCAGACGACCCCCCCUCAGAGAGUUCUUUGUGGACGACUUUGAGGAACUCCUCGAAGUCCAGCAGCCUGACCCCAACCAGCCGCGGCCAGAGGGGGCCCAGAUGUUGACCAUGCGCGGCGAGCAGUUGGGGGUGGUGACCAACUGGCCCCCAUCCCUGGAGGCUGCCCUGCAGCGUUGGGGCACCAUCUCGCCCAAAGCCCCUUGCCUCACCACUAUGGACACCAAUGGCAAGCCUCUCUACGUCCUCACUUACGGGAAGCUUUGGUCCCGGAGCAUCAAGGUGGCCUACAACAUUCUCCACAAGCUUGGCACCAAACAAGAGCCCAUGGUCCGGCCUGGUGAUAGGGUGGCCCUGGUGUUCCCCAACAAUGACCCGGCCGCCUUCAUGGUGGCCUUCUAUGGCUGCCUGCUGGCCGAGGUGGUGCCCGUGCCAAUCGAAGUGCCGCUCACGAGGAAGGAUGCGGGGAGUCAGCAGAUCGGCUUCCUGUUGGGGAGCUGUGGGGUCACGGUGGCACUGACCAGCGAUGCCUGCCAUAAAGGCCUCCCCAAGGGCCCCACCGGGGAAAUCCCACAGUUCAAAGGAUGGCCGAAGCUGCUGUGGUUCGUCACCGAGUCCAAACACCUGUCCAAGCCCCCGCGAGACUGGUUCCCCCACAUCAAGGACGCCAACAACGACACGGCCUACAUCGAGUAUAAGACCUGUAAGGACGGGAGUGUUCUGGGUGUGACGGUGAUGAGGAUCGCCAUGCUCACACACUGCCAAGCCCUCACACAGUCCUGUGGAUACACGGAAGCGGAGACCAUAGUGAAUGUAUUAGACUUCAAGAAGGACGUAGGACUGUGGCACGGCAUUCUCACAAGCGUCAUGAAUAUGAUGCAUGUGAUCAGCAUCCCCUACUCCCUGAUGAAGGUCAACCCUCUCUCCUGGAUCCAGAAAGUGUGCCAAUACAAAGCUAAAGUGGCGUGUGUGAAGUCCAGGGAUAUGCACUGGGCCCUGGUGGCCCAUCGGGACCAGAGGGACAUCAACCUGACCUCUCUACGGAUGCUGGUGGUAGCUGAUGGUUCCAACCCAUGGUCCAUCUCGUCCUGUGAUGCAUUCCUCAACGUCUUCCAGAGCAAAGGCCUACGGCCGGAGGUCAUCUGCCCCUGUGCCAGCUCCCCGGAGGCCCUGACCGUAGCCAUCAGGAGGCCCACGGACGACAGCAGCCAGCCCCCGGGUCGAGGGGUCCUGUCCAUGAACGGGCUGAGUCACGGCGUGAUCCGCGUGGACUCUGAGGAGCGCCUGUCCGUCCUCACUGUCCAGGACGUGGGCACUGUGAUGCCAGGAGCUAUGAUGUGUGUGGUGAAGCCGGAGGGAGUUCCUCAGCUGUGUCGAACGGACGAGAUCGGGGAGAUUUGCGUGUGCUCCAUCGCCACGGGAACCUCCUACUACGGCCUCUCUGGCAUGACGAAGAACACGUUUGAGGUGUUCCCCAUGAGUGGUGCUGGCGCCCCCGUCAGUGAGUACCCCUUCACCCGCACCGGCCUGCUGGGCUUCGUGGGGCCCGGCGGCCUGGUUUUCAUCGCUGGCAAGAUGGACGGCCUGAUGGUGGUGAGCGGACGCCGGCACAAUGCCGACGACAUCGUUGCCACGGCGCUGGCGGUGGAGCCCAUGAAGUUUGUCUACAGGGGCAGGAUAGCGGUGUUUUCGGUGACCGUGCUGCACGAUGAGAGGAUUGUGGUGGUGGCUGAGCAGAGGCCAGAUUCCACAGAGGAGGACAGCUUUCAGUGGAUGAGCCGCGUGCUGCAGGCCAUAGACAGCAUCCAUGGCGUGGGGGUGUUCUGCCUGGCCCUGGUGCCGGCCAACACGCUGCCCAAGACGCCGCUGGGGGGCAUCCACCUUUCGGAGACCAAGCAGCUCUUCCUGGAGGGCUCGCUGCACCCCUGCAACGUGCUCAUGUGCCCCCACACCUGCGUAACCAACCUCCCCAAGCCCCGGCAAAAACAGCCAGAGAUCGGACCUGCCUCUGUGAUGGUGGGGAACCUGGUGUCGGGGAAGCGCAUCGCUCAGGCCAGUGGCCGAGACCUUGGUCAAAUCGAAGACAAUGAUCAGGCAAGGAAGUUCCUCUUCCUGUCGGAGGUGUUGCAGUGGAGAGCGCAGACCACUCCUGACCACGUCCUCUUCACUCUGCUCAGCUCCAGGGGGGCUAUCUUGAGCUCGCUGACCUGCGUGCAGCUGCACAAGCGGGCGGAGAAGAUCGCGGCCAUGCUUAUGGAGCGAGGACACCUGCAGGACGGCGAUCACGUGGCGCUGGUCUAUCCACCUGGCAUUGACCUGAUUGCGGCCUUCUACGGAUGCCUGUAUGCCGGCUGCGUGCCCAUCACGGUCAGACCACCCCACCCCCAGAACAUCGCCACCACUCUGCCCACUGUGAAGAUGAUUGUGGAGGUGAGCCGGUCGUCCUGCGUGAUGACCACACUGGUGAUUUCCAAGUUGCUGAAGUCUAAAGAGGCGUCCGCUGCGGUGGACGUCAGGACGUGGCCUCCUGUCCUAGAAACAGAUGAUCUGCCAAAGAAGAAGCCCCCUCAGCUGUACAAGCCCUCCAAUCCGGACACGCUGGCCUACCUGGACUUCAGUGUGUCCACCACAGGGAUGCUAGCAGGAGUAAAGAUGUCUCACAGUGCCACCAGUGCCUUCUGCCGCUCAAUCAAGCUCCAGUGUGAGCUCUACCCCUCGCGAGAAGUGGCCAUCUGCCUGGACCCUUACUGCGGCCUGGGCUUCGUCCUCUGGUGCCUCUGCAGUGUGUACUCAGGGCACCAGUCCAUCCUGAUCCCCCCCUCGGAGCUGGAGGUGAACCCCGCCCUGUGGCUGCUGGCCGUCAGUCAGUUCCGUGUCAGGGACACCUUCUGCUCCUACUCAGUCAUGGAGCUCUGCACCAAGGGCCUGGGCCUGCAGACCGAGUCUCUUAAGGCGCGUGGCCUGGACCUGUCUCGGGUGCGGACGUGUGUGGUGGUGGCGGAGGAGCGGCCCAGGAUAGCGCUCACCCAGUCCUUCUCCAAGCUCUUCAAAGACCUGGGCCUCCACCCGCGCGCUGUUAGCACCUCCUUUGGCUGCAGGGUCAACCUGGCCAUCUGUCUGCAGCCUCACAGGCUGGGGAAGCUUGCUGAUCAGGGCACCUCAGGACCGGACCCGACUACUGUGUUUGUGGACAUGCGAGCCCUGCGACACGACAGAGUUCGACUUGUUGAGAGGGGAUCACCUCACAGCUUACCGCUCAUGGAAUCCGGAAAGAUUCUGCCUGGUGUUCGGAUCAUUAUUGCCAAUCCUGAGACGAAAGGGCCUUUGGGUGACUCACACCUGGGGGAGAUUUGGGUACACAGUGCCCACAACGGCAGUGGCUACUUCACCGUGUACGGCGACGAGGCGCUCCAGUCAGACCACUUCACCUCGCGGCUCAGCUUCGGGGACACUCAGACGGUGUGGGCGCGCACCGGCUACCUGGGCUUCCUGCGCCGGACCGAGCUGACCGACGCCAGUGGAGAGAGGCAUGAUGCCCUGUAUGUGGUCGGGGCCCUGGACGAGGCCAUGGAGCUGCGGGGUAUGAGGUAUCACCCCAUCGACAUCGAGACAUCCGUCAUACGCACUCACAAGAGCAUCACAGAAUGCGCGGUGUUUCCCUGGACCAACCUGCUGGUGGUGGUGGUGGAACUGGAGGGCUCGGAGCAGGAGGCCCUGGACCUGGUGCCACUGGUGACCAACGCCGUCCUAGAGGAGCACUAUCUGAUCGUGGGUGUGGUGGUGGUGGUGGACAUUGGCGUCAUCCCCAUCAACUCGCGCGGCGAAAAGCAGCGCAUGCACCUGCGGGAUGGUUUCCUGGCCGACCAACUGGACCCCAUCUAUGUGGCCUAUAACAUGUAGCUUGUGUAUGGAUGUGUGUGUAUGUGUGUGGUGAAUGAGUAUAGGUGUGUGUAUGUUUAUUUUUUAUUUACGCAAGACUGCAAAUGACCUCUUGGGUCUUCUUCAGGGGAGAGACAGAGAAAAAGGAAGAGAGAAACCCUAUCAAAGAGAAACUAAUGGGAACAGAGGAUCAUUGGCAAUGUUGAAUAUUCAAAGGAGACAGGUCUUGGAUGGGAACUGCAUGGCUUUGAAAAAAAAGAAAGAAAAGGCUGCUCCUGUUUUCCUCUCUAUGGUGGAAGAAGAACUCUCUCCCCAACCCCCCGUUGUAAAACUUGCUUUUUUGCUUGUUUUGAAUAUUGCAUUUUAUUUUUUUGAGAGAAAAAAACAAACAAACUGUGUGUGGCUGUUUUCAUGUAAUGUAACUGCUGGCGUUCGCUCAUUUUUAGUCAAUGGCGAAGGGUAUUUUUUGAAAAGAAAAAAGAUAUAUAUAUAUAUAUAUAUAUAUAUAUCGACAUACCGUGGCAAACUGUGUAACUUUAUGUUUGGUAGUUUUAUUUGAAGUAGCGUGUUGAAAGUAUACACGUAACAAAGCAAAACUUACCCAUUUGGUUCUUUCAUGGAAGAGGAGGUACGGAAAAAAAGGAUCUGUAUGUAUGUUGAAACCAUUCAUCUGCAAAAUUUGACAUUCUGAUUUUUGAUCUCUUUAAAUGUACUUGUCCCUCCCCCAAUUGGCUGGGGUGCGAAAGACCCCUGCAUUUUCGAUUCCUCCAUGUUUAAUAUCAUUGUACAAAGCUUAGGGUAAACACAAAGUCCAGUUGAUAUUGUGUAAUUAUGUACAGAAAAUAGUUCUUAUUUAUUUUGUUCUUUUUAGAAGUGUGUGAGAGAAGACAUUUGAACAUGUUUUCCUCAUUAAAUAUUGCUAAUAUAAAAAAAAACAAAGCAUUGUAUCAUCUUGAGUGAGUAGUAUCACAUCAAGUAUAUGUAAAAAUAUAAAUAUAUAUACAAAUCUAUAUAAAUAUAUAUACAAAAUAAGACCUAGGAAUCACCAAUGAAAAGUUUCAAAUGCAGUACUUCCCACUUGCAUGGUGUGUGUCACAGACAAAAGUGAGUUUUGAGAGUUACACACAGACAUGAAUAUCAAUCUGAUUCCAAUUACAAUGAAUAUGGAGAAAUAUGAUAAACCAGAUGUUUUAAAAAGGUGAAAAGUAUGAUGAAUGCAGACAGAAAAUGUGUGUUGCUGGGGUCAAAAUAUCUAUGUGUGUGUGUGUGUGUUUCUUUUAGAUGAAAAAGUCUAUCAUUAUGCCCUUAUCGAGUGAUAAAGAAUCUUUAAAAAUGUGCCUGGAAUUCUGUUUACACUCUGCUUUACAUAAUUCAAAUUCGCAUCACAACCUCAUAUGC
Messenger RNA from Alosa sapidissima (American shad), 6555 nucleotides. It is a transcript of the gene dip2ca, whose product is annotated as disco-interacting protein 2 homolog Ca. The transcript has 39 exons. Bases 322 to 5178 code for a protein of 1618 amino acids. The record is from RefSeq and is a predicted model, not a curated record. Lineage: Eukaryota; Metazoa; Chordata; Actinopteri; Clupeiformes; Clupeidae.